AGGACAGAACUAGAUACAUUUUUUAAAAGGCAACACGUAGCCUACAUAUCAAUGCAUACACACAAACUACCUCGGUCAAUGAUGGCUGGUUGCUAAGACCACUGACCCAGAGACCGAAUCAUAAUAUGAGAAUGAUGGCUACUCCACYAGUUUGCCCAUGUGUGCAAGCUCAAUACUUUGUUGUUCUCGGCUGGUGAUUAGCUAUUAGGCAAUGAUAUGUUAAUAAUAUAUAAACGUGUUGUCGUGAACGGACACAGACAAAUCGUGGAUUAGGAACCCAUGAGAAAACGUGUAGUUUGUGUUGUAGCAUUAUGAAAUUCAAUGCCAGUAUGUCAGUUCAUUUCAAWGAUCUAUGUCGUGUUUUAUUUGUUAUUUUAGUGUAUGGGAGGGAAUACAUGUGUGGGCGGUCUUAAAUGGUAUGCUUUUGGCCCUGAUUUGUUACCUACUAUACUCAGCGCCAUCUUGUUGCAACUCCUCUACGUAUGUGGAAGAGUUUCUACGAGGGAAGAAAUGAGCAUCGAGACGCUUUUAGAAGCAGCCAAGUUUUUGGAAUUGCAAGCCCAGCAACAACAGAAGGCACGUGAGGAGAAUGAGCUGAGGGAGAAGCUUCGCCUCCAACAGCUGUCUGACCACACCCACAGGCGCAAUGAUGUCACUUCCUACUCCCCCAUCCAGAUGAACCAUGUGACCCGAGCAGAAGAGUCCUGCCCCCAUUCGGAGCGCCGCCCCGCCCCUGUCCCGCCCCCACUGCCACCCCCCUCCAUGGCAGGGACAAGAGAAGUACAUAACAAGCUUGAGAAAAACAGACGGGCUCACCUGAAGGAGUGCUUUGAUACCCUGAAGAAAAACAUCCCCAAUGCAGAUGAGAAGAAGACCUCUAACCUCAGUGUCCUGAGGAGCGCCCUCCGAUAUAUACAGACGUUGAAGCGCAAGGAGAAGGAGUACGAGCAUGAGAUGGAGAGACUGGCGCGGGAGAAAAUCGCUACUCAGCAGCGAUUGGCUGAGCUGAAGAACGAGCUGAGCCAAUGGAUGAAUGUCAUGGAGAUCGACCGUGUUCUCAGACAGACGGUUCAACCAGAAGACGACCAGGCUUCUACCUCUACUGCCUCAGAGGGUGAAGACAUCAUGGAUGACGACAUGGAUGAGGAGAAUGUUCCGGCAGCCUUAYCCACCGUGCCUCAACAAGCCAUGCAACCCGAGUUGUACAAGACUGUGACCCCCACUCCCAUAACCCCCACCACCUCCAUCCUCACCCAACACAUCUCCAGCCAACACAAGGCCCAAACGUACCCCCACCCGCUGUCACCCCUGGCUGUCUCGGCUACAUUCUCCAYCCCAGCAUCCAACAUCACCACCACCCCUAUCCAGGCCAUCCUAUCGUCUCACACACACACCGUAACCUCCCCUAGCACCCUCUUCCCGGCUCACACACACAUGGUGACUGCCCACGCUCAUACUCACAUGGUAAAGGCCCCCAGCCUCCAGCCCACGGUCAUUGCCCAUGCCUCGGCUUCCCACGCCUCUGUCAUCCAGGCCGUCAACCACGUCAUCCAGGCUUCAUCUGGAGGAGCCAAGCACAUCACCCAUCUAGCUCCCUCCUCAGCCCCAGGGCACCACCACCAGCCCAUCGGAGACAUCCCCAUCCACCCUGUUACCCACCUGGGCCAGCACCAUCUACCCACCAUCUACCCCCAGUCCGUUGCUGUCACCCAGCCAGCCAUGGUGGGCCACAUCACCCAUACUCUCGCCCAGGUAAAUGGUACUGYCCCCAACCAGGGCACAACCACCAUCAUGGGAAAGCAGGCGGCAGUUGGUGCCCAGGUGGUGACACAUCACCAACAGCUGCUGAACCCUGUAACUAUGGUGACCAUGCCUUCAUUCCCCGUUAGCACUCUGAAGCUAGCCUGAUCUCUGAACCAGGCCAGAGCCAUCCUGAAGCUAGCCUGAGAACCAAGCUAAAUGAACAGGCCACACCCACCCUGAGGUGGCCAGAGUCAGGCUGAAGUCGGAGACAGACCUCCAGAUCUGGAGACCAUCGGCCUCAGAGCAGACCAGCCGGACAGGAACCAGCCCAGACUCAGAGCCCCGGGCAACUGAAGCAGGCCCAGAGUGAGGCAGGCACCAGGACUACUGUACUGACAAACAAAUGUAAAAGUCUUCAUACUGGACGCAAGUCCUCAUAUUCACUGAUGAUUCACAAACUGCAUUAUUAACUAACCUGAUGCAUUACAGCUGUCAAUAAGAAGUAACUCAGAACAUUCCAAGAAGAAACUAUAAAAAUGUAAUUUAAAAAAUAUAUAUCUUUAUAAUGGUUAUGAGAGGUGAACGACAGCCAAUGUUGUUGUUGGGCUGAGUAUGAUGUCCAGGAGGGUAAUGUUGAUGGAGUGUGAUAUUGUAUAGGAUGCAGUGUAGAAAAUCACAUGGAGACAUUCUCUGUCUGGCCUCCUCYGUGUUCAUAUCUACAGAAGCAAAACAGUAGCUAAUAGUGAGAGAAGGACGUCAUCCAAUGUCRAAGGCAGUCAGACCUGCAUAUUUUCAUUCAAGACCGGUUUUUAUAUUUCUGGUACAGGGUCAUGUAUUCCACAGCCAAGAGUAUUUACAAACCACACUACUAAUGACUGUGGUGGUGCCACUAUUUGCUAUUAUGAAAGCACCAAGGUUUUAGAUUUAACUGAAGUCUACCACUGCUAUCAGAGGCCAGGGCCUGUAUUCACAAAUCACCUGAAUAGUUGUGCUGAUCUAGGAUCUGCCCGUAUAAUCUCAUUCAUUAUGAUUAUAGUCUAAACUGAUACUAAAUAAGCACUCCUACUCUGAGACACUUUGUGGAUACGGRCCUUGAUGUGACCAGAAGGCAAAGCAUCCAAUUUCAGACCGCUGAAUUGGGGUCAGAGAGACUGGCUCUCUGGYUGUGUGAUUGGUAGGUGUUGGCACGUCAGCGUCAGCAUGGGAUCAGUGUGUGUGUGUGUGUGUGUGCUAACAACUAAGCGCCAUAAAGGAGCACAUUGAGGACAUGAUUGCUGGGACCUCCCCUUCCCACUACCCAGGCACAUGGCUGUGAAGUGAAACCUAAAACACGGCCUGGCYGUUCUUCUCCCACUGCAGCGCUGUCAUAUUACUGCAUGUACCACAGGCUUCCCCUGCUGGUGGUAAACCACAACUGCAUGUAAAAUGAGAUUGAUUGAAUGGUCAUUGAGUGUACUAGUUUGUAAUAACAUAUAUUCAGUGUGUGUGUCCCAGGCAGGAAUCAAACCCAAAUGCUGGCAUUACCAGUUCCACCAUGCACAUCUGAACCAGGUGAUGUAAAGUAUAACUGUGAGGACUUUUUACAAAACUGAACAACCACUCAGUUUAGCACAGGAGUAAAACUACAAUACUCAAGUGGCUACAUAUUACCACGAUUUAAUAUAUAUUUUUUACUAAUGGCAGAGCAGGAGCCAUAGCAGGCACAAUCACUGUAAAUUGUUCCUGUAGUAUCUAUGUAUGUGUAAUAAAGUAGCUAUAUAGUGAGGCAUAUCUUGUUUGUGUUGCAGCAGUGAUCUUAACUAAGGCCUUCGGCAGUGUCAUGGUAGAGCAUUGAAGUGAAUGUGGCAGUUUGGGGUUAAACGGCAUGGUCGGGCAGUCACCUACGCCAUUUUAUCCUCUUUCCACCACCCAUAUGAAUUAUCUGGUAUAUCAACUCUUAUCUAGAUUCUCAUGUUAGCCGUCCACUGCRCUAUUACACGACCUGUGUAGCUGAGAUUMAACUUUUAACUUCUAGCACUUUGAUAUGCUACUUAAUAACCCCAAUUAAAGCAAAACUGGUUUACAACUGUACAUAGCACUCGCAAAAACAGCACGUGACUGUGUCCCUCUUCACUUAAUCUGAAUGUUUUUGUGUGUGUGUCUGUCUUUGGAAGAAUGGACAUGGUAGUCAUAACAUUAAAAAAUAUAUAUUUGAUCAAUCUUUGUGUGGAAUGGAACAGUAUGUAUGUACACAUUCAAUAAUGGAUUUAGUGUAUUUUAAAGAUUUGCCUGUUUUUGCAUGUCGAUUGGUGAUUUUGGUUCAUAUGUAGAUUUUUAUGCCAGCUGUUUUCUGAGACCAUGUACAGUACUGUAUACCGCGGGAGAGCUUUGAGCUCUUUCCACAACGUUUGUGUUUUCCCUAUGGAGAAAGUGGAAGUUCUAUAUUGCCUGUACAUUUUGGGCUGCGUUUAGAUCUAAUUGUCCAUUAUGUAAAAAGAGAAUUUAAAUGCAUAAGUGGAAAAUUCUUAAGAUAGUUAAUAAAUCUUAUUACAUUUAUAA
Molecule: messenger RNA, 4281 nt
Organism: Salvelinus sp. IW2-2015
Lineage: Eukaryota; Metazoa; Chordata; Actinopteri; Salmoniformes; Salmonidae
Product: max-binding protein MNT
Biological process (GO): regulation of transcription by RNA polymerase II
Molecular function (GO): protein dimerization activity; RNA polymerase II cis-regulatory region sequence-specific DNA binding; DNA-binding transcription factor activity, RNA polymerase II-specific
Source: RefSeq, a predicted model, not a curated record